Molecule: messenger RNA, 960 nt
Organism: Onychomys torridus (southern grasshopper mouse)
Lineage: Eukaryota; Metazoa; Chordata; Mammalia; Rodentia; Cricetidae
Gene: Ms4a1
Product: membrane spanning 4-domains A1
Exons: 7
Coding region: 79-960 (293 amino acids)
Biological process (GO): cell surface receptor signaling pathway
Cellular component (GO): plasma membrane; external side of plasma membrane
Source: RefSeq, a predicted model, not a curated record
AGGAGCCAGCUGAUCUCAGCAGUGUCUGAACUGGCCCUUGAGCCUUGAAGCAUUGGAGACUCAGAGUUUGAGAACAGAAUGACGACACCUGGAACUUUCCCAGUAGAGUCUACCAAAGGCCCUCUUGCCAUGCAGCCUUCUCAAAAAGUAAACCUCAGGAGGACAUCUUCACUGGUGGGCCCAACACAAAGUUUCUUCAUGAGGGAAUCAAAAGCUUUGGGGGCUGUCCAGAUCAUGAAUGGCCUCUUCCAUAUUUCCCUUGGGGGGCUGCUGCUGAUCCCCACAGGGGUCUUUGCACCCAUCUGUGUGAGUGUAUGGUACCCUCUCUGGGGAGGCCUUAUGUAUAUUAUUUCAGGAUCACUCCUGGCAGCAUCAGCAGAGCAAACCUCCAGGAAGAGUUUGGUCAAAGCCAAAGUGAUAAUGAACUCCCUGAGCCUCUUUGCUGCCAUUUCUGGAAUAAUUCUUUCAGUUAUGGACCUACUGAACAUUACAGUUUCUCAUUUUUUAAAAAUGGAGCGUCUGGAUCUUAGUAAAACUCCCAACCUGUAUGUUGAUAUCUACAACUGUGAACCGUCUAAUUCCUCGGAGAAAAACUCUCCAUCUACACGGUACUGUUACAGCAUGCAGUCUGUGUUUUUGGGCAUUUUGUCAGUGAUGCUGAUCUUUGCCUUCUUCCAGAAACUUGUGACAGCUGGCAUUGUGGAAAAUGAGUGGAAAAGAAUGUGCUCCAGACCCAAAGCUAAUGUGGUUCUACUGUCAGCUGGAGAAAAGAAAGAACAGACGAUUAAAAUGAAAGAAGAAAUCAUUGAGCUAAGUGGAGUAUCUUCCCAACCAAAGAAUGGAGAAGAAAUUGAAAUUAUUCCAGUGCAAGAAGAAGAAGAAGAAGAAACAGAAAUAAACUUUCCGGAACCUCCUCAGGAACAGGAAUCCUUGCCAGUGGAAAAUGAGAUCUCUCCUUAA